This is a messenger RNA of Astyanax mexicanus (Mexican tetra), 3556 nucleotides long. RefSeq names its product thrombospondin 4a (gene thbs4a). The transcript has 21 exons. Gene Ontology annotation, molecular function: calcium ion binding. Gene Ontology annotation, cellular component: extracellular region. Gene Ontology annotation, biological process: cell adhesion. Lineage: Eukaryota; Metazoa; Chordata; Actinopteri; Characiformes; Acestrorhamphidae. The record is from RefSeq and is a predicted model, not a curated record. The coding region runs from base 188 to 3103 and encodes 971 amino acids.
CACCUAUCUGGUUUUCAUUCAGCAGCUGUGCAGCAGUCAUCCAAGGGAAAAAGCAGGGCUGUUUUGGCUGCUACUGCUCUAAAUCAUAUGCAGAGGCUGCAGACACGGAGACGUCUGCUGGACUGGGAAAGGGACCUGCUUUAUCUGAAGUUGGAAUUAAAAUUUGGGGCACAGAAAGUCUGACAAAAUGGUCAUUCGGACACAGUGUCUGCUUAUUUUACUGACAUUUCUAAAACUUUUCUGUACUGUAGAUGCCCAGGGAAUUGUCUAUGAUCUCCUGGUGUCUGCAGAAUGUUUGCCCGAUCUCCUGCAAGGUGGACUAAAGGCUAAGAAUGUGAACGACGUUUUCAUCCUGACCACCUUCCACCUCCAGAGCCAAGCUCCAACACGUGCUUUUCGCAUUUACAACCCUACAGAUAACAGCGAUUAUUUUGAUUUCAAUAUGAACGGGAAAAUCAACAAAGUGACUCUGAGGUAUCUGAAAAGCAAUGGAAAGAUGGGAACUGCCAGCUUCCUUAACGUGCCGCUGGCAGAUGGCCAUCCCCACAACGUCAUGCUGCAUUUCAGCGGGCUGACACACGGCACGCCCAGCAUGGCCCUGUAUGUGGACUGCAGGCUGGUGCAAAUAGUGGAGGACUUACCGGCAGCCUUUAAGACGCUGCCUUCUGGCCCCAAUAAAGUGGCACUAAAAAUCAUGCCCACUACAGCACAGGACAUCGUGUCAGACCUUAAGCUGGUGCUGGGCGAGUCUGUAGAGAAUGUGGCGGAGCUUCAGGACUGCACUCUUCAGCAUGGUGAAUCACUCGGACUGACAUCAAAGCUGGAGGCGGGCCCCGUGCUUGAACUUGUAAGGAUGGUGCAGGAGCUGAAGGAGAAGAUGGACCAGCAGAUCCGGGAAACCGCCAAUAUGAGGAAAAUAAUUAUGGAGUGUGUUCCAUGUGAUGGAGCGAAGGAAAAAACGGACACUGCAGCCAAGUGCGGGCCAGGAGUUUGCUUCCAGCAGAGCAUGUGCAUCGAGACGGAGCGAGGUUUCCAGUGUGCGCCAUGUCCUGAGGGCUACACUGGAGAUGGAGUUCACUGUGCUGAUGUGAAUGAGUGUCAGUUUAACCCGUGCUUCCCCGGCGUGCGCUGCAUGAACACCGCUCCAGGCUUCAGGUGCCAGAGCUGCCCCAGAGGCUAUAGUGGGGCGGAGCUGCAGGGGGUGGGCCUCACUUUUGCCAAAACACACAAGCAGGUGUGCAAUGACAUUGAUGAAUGCCAGGGUUUGGACAACGGAGGCUGCACUCCAAACUCCUACUGCCACAACACCGUGGGCUCCUUCCGCUGUGGAGAUUGUAAGCCUGGUUAUACUGGAGACCAAAUCAGAGGCUGCAGGUCGUCUGGAGAUGGUUCUGGUUCUGAUACUGGAACAGGGUCUGGCUCUGGCUCUGGCUCUGGCUCUGGCUCUGGCUCUGGUUCUGGCUCUGGCUCGGGUACUGCUAUUUCUGCUGCUCUCUCCAGCAGACAGUGUGGGAACGGCCAGACGAACCCCUGCGAUGUGAAUGCAGAGUGUGUGGUAGAGAGAGAUGGAAGCAUCAGCUGUGUGUGCAACAUUGGCUGGGCAGGAAAUGGCUAUGUGUGUGGGAAGGACACAGACAUUGAUGCUCAUCCUGACAGGACUCUUCAGUGCCAGGAUGCAAACUGCAAAAAGGACAACUGCAUGUUCGUGCCUAAUUCCGGUCAGGAAGACGCAGAUAACGAUGGGAUUGGUGACACCUGUGAUGAAGAUGCAGACAGUGAUGGUAUCCUCAAUGAGAAGGACAACUGCUGGUUGGUUAAGAAUGUAGACCAGAAGAACAGUGACGGGGACCUUAAUGGUGACGCAUGCGACAACUGCAUUAAUGUGGACAACUCGGAUCAACGGGACACGGAUAAUGACGGUUUGGGAGAUGCUUGUGAUGAUGACAUGGAUGGUGACGGUCUGAAGAAUAUUCUCGAUAAUUGCCAGAGAGUUCCCAACACUGACCAGCUGGACAAAGAUAACGAUGGUGUGGGCGAUGCUUGUGACAGCUGCCCUGAAGUGCCCAAUCCCAACCAGUCUGAUGUUGACAAUGACCUUGUAGGAGACACAUGUGAUACGAACAUAGACAGUGAUGGAGAUGGACACCAGAAUACAAAAGACAACUGCCCCACUAUCAUCAACAGCUCACAGCUGGAUACAGAUAAGGACGGGCUCGGGGACGAGUGUGACGAUGACGACGAUAACGAUGGAAUCCUAGAUGAACAAGACAACUGCAGACUAGUGCCCAAUAAAGACCAGGCAGACGAAAACAAUGAUGGAGUGGGUGAUGCCUGCACUGGAGAUUUCGACCUGGAUCAUGUGAUCGACAGGAUUGACACCUGCCCUGAGAACGCAGAGGUAACUCUGACAGACUUCAGAGCUUAUCAGACUGUAGUGCUGGACCCGGAGGGGGAGGCUCAGAUUGACCCCAACUGGGUCGUCCUCAAUCAGGGCAUGGAGAUCAUUCAGACCAUGAACAGCGACCCGGGACUGGCAGUGGGUUAUACAGCCUUCAGCGGGGUCGACUUUGAAGGUACCUUCCAUGUGAACACGGUGACUGACGAUGACUACGCCGGCUUCAUCUUCGGCUACCAGGACUCGUCCAGCUUCUACGUGGUGAUGUGGAAGCAGACGGAGCAGACCUACUGGCAGGCCGUGCCCUUCAGAGCCGUGGCCGAGCCUGGCAUUCAACUCAAGGCUGUAAAGUCCAAGACCGGGCCGGGGGAGUUCCUGAGGAAUUCUCUGUGGCACACUGGGGACACCAAGGAGCAGGUGCGUCUGCUGUGGAAAGACCCUCGGAACGUGGGCUGGAAGGACAAGGUCUCGUACCGCUGGAACCUGCAGCACCGGCCACAAGUGGGAUACAUCAGGGUUCGUUUCUAUGAAGGCACCAGCCUCGUUGCAGACUCUGGAGUGGUGAUUGACACCAGUAUGAGGGGAGGCCGCCUGGGGGUCUUCUGCUUCUCACAGGAAAACAUCAUCUGGUCCAAUCUGAGAUAUCGCUGUAACGACACAAUCCCAGAAGACUACGAGGAGUACAGAGCCCAGCACCUCUCCAGCUAAGAGGACAGAACUGCACAGUAACUUUAAGAGGCACUCCAAACACACGUUCUAGCACGGCUAAUAAUGAGAGAAAGCUAGUCUGCUGAUGUUGCUUAUUGUAAAUGAUUUGUGUAACGUUUCCUUCACUGUUGGCCAUGUUAGCAUUUUUUUGGCCAAGCAUUAAGCAGCUUUAAGCAGCCUGCAAGAAAGUAAGUGUUUUGAGUUUUGUUGAAUGUCUAAGGCAGAAUUUUGCUCAGUUGAGCAGAUGCUUUGCUCUUCUUCUAAAUAUUGCAAAACUUUAUCCAUUUCAUGCACAACACCAUAAGCACACCUGCUCUCUCUUUUAAAAUAUGUAAGGAAAGUGACUGAAUAUGACUUUGUGGAUCAGGGAGCUGCAAAAAAAAAAAAGAGAAAUAUCUGGAGUUGUAUGUUAAAGAAAAAGUAUGUAAAGGGGUCUUUGAAAAAUAAAUGAAA